Molecule: messenger RNA, 2065 nt
Organism: Zophobas morio
Lineage: Eukaryota; Metazoa; Arthropoda; Insecta; Coleoptera; Tenebrionidae
Product: alpha-tocopherol transfer protein-like
Exons: 6
Coding region: 323-1234 (303 amino acids)
Cellular component (GO): membrane
Molecular function (GO): phosphatidylinositol bisphosphate binding
Source: RefSeq, a predicted model, not a curated record
GUCAUCAGUACUUGCUAAGAUAAAACUGAUUUUGGCAAAUGAGAUAAGAAAAACGAAUUAAAAAGAGACGAAAAAAAGCGAAAAUUUGACAACAUAAAAAGGGGCCUUAAGAUUAAGACCAAGAUCAUUUCCUCAAGCCUCAAGUGUCGCAAAAACGAAAUGUUUGUAAACUUUCAUGACAAAAUAACCACUUAUCGAUAACAAAACAAAAUAACACUACGUGCUUCGAAAAAAAAAAACAAACACGAAUCAGUCCUUGACCGUUCAUGUAAACACUUGGUACAAGUAACCAGCCCCCUUAAUCAGCGUCAGUUGCAUAACGAUGGACGAACAGGUAGAUCGCAUGUUCGAUGAAGUUGCAAAACAAUUUAACAGCACUGGAAAAGCGCUAAAAGAAGACGCGAUACGUUUACAAGAAUGGCUAGAAACACAACCGCACCUUCCGAAAAUUUUGGAUGAACACGUUCUGUGUAAUUUUUUGAUCCUCAACAAGGGCAGCAUUGAAGUUGCUAAACAAAAAAUCGACAACUAUUUUUCAUUUAGAACAAAGUUACCGGAAAUAAUUUACGAAAUGAAUCCCAAGCUCCCUCAUCACAAAGAAUAUAAAGAUAUGGUAUACCUGGUGGAUCACCCGCAACUGACCGACGAGAUGUACAAACUUACAUUUUUCAAAGUAAAAGGAGAAACUGUCUCCCCUGACUAUGACCCACUCAAUUGUAUGAGAAGAUUGGUUAGCAUGACAGAGUUAAAACUGCGAUAUGACGUCAUGUGUGGUGACAUUUUUGUAGGAGAUUUGAGAGGAGUCACUUCGAACCUCGUUCUGAAAGUUACACCACUGAUGGUUUACAAGGUUGUGGUUGUUCUAUACGAAGGUGUUAUCUCGUCACGUCUCAAAGCUGUGCACAUGAUAAAUGUGCCACCAGUAUUAACUAAAUUGCUGACUGUGGUAAAAAGCUUUAUCAAACCGAAAUUAUUUGAAAGGUUUUAUGUUCAUUCAGAAGAAGACGCUUUGAAGAAAGUUAUUCCUUUGAAUUUGCUACCUACUGAUUUCGGCGGACAAGGAUUAUCUUUACAAGAGCUAGAAGAUGCAUUAGAAGCAAGAUAUGCACAAAAUCAAGACCUGUUUGAUCGUUUAGACGAAAUUAAAGUAGACGAGAAACUGAGACCCGGGAAAUUGCGGGAUGAUGAUACUUUAGGGUUCUAUGGUAGCUUUAAAAAAAUCGAGAUCGACUGAAGGUGUCGACUGAAUAACCAGCAAGGUGGAGGUGGCCGACAUUAUUAAAAAAAAAUUAUAGUGAUGUAGUACGUUUGUAUUAAUGAAUAGAUUACAGAUUGAAUCAACUCAAUCAAUGUGAAUAAAAAAAAAAUAAAUGGGAAUAAUAAAAAUCAAGGACCACUUCAUCUGGACAGGCAAGUUUUUGUUUCUUUGUACGUCACUGGAUUGAAAUUUGCUAUAACAGUAAGAAAAUGUUUUGCAUUAUUCAGUCGAAUAUUCUGCAGGGUCUAAUGUUUGUUACUUUUUGAAAAUACAACAAAGAGUAGAAGUGGGAACCCCCUUCUUGUAAUCAUCAGCUUGCCGUUCGCCUUCUUGCAUUGGCCACAUUUUUAAAACACUCUCAUUGCUAGUUAUUAAUUUCAUUAGUUUUGUUACAUAACAUUGAGCUAGAAACAGUCAGUAAAUUGCAAAAGGAAAAACUUGAAACUCAAACAUCUGCACCGAUACAACAACCUUCAUACGCUGAUUGCCUAAAAACAGUGAGUAAGAAAUCAGUCGAUGUUUUCAUUAAGCAUCUAGGUCCUGAAAAAGUAAAAUCUGACAAAGUGUUAGAAAAAAUUCGCAAAGAUGUAAACCCUGUUGAAUUGAAUGUUCAAAUUAACUCCACAAAAAUAUUAAACAGAGGUGUAGUUGUUAAAUGUGCGAAUGAUUCUUCUUGCGAUAAGCUCAUAACCAAGUUAAAAUCCUCGCUUGGUUCUGACUAUAGUGUCGAAAAAUCCCAAAAGUGGAACCCUCGUUUUUAUGUUAGAGGUGCUGGCAAGAAUGUUUCUACUAUGGAAGACAAAGAUC